Molecule: messenger RNA, 2996 nt
Organism: Athalia rosae (coleseed sawfly)
Lineage: Eukaryota; Metazoa; Arthropoda; Insecta; Hymenoptera; Athaliidae
Gene: singed
Product: protein singed
Exons: 8
Coding region: 331-1923 (530 amino acids)
Biological process (GO): cell migration; actin filament bundle assembly; establishment or maintenance of cell polarity
Cellular component (GO): actin cytoskeleton; cytoplasm
Molecular function (GO): actin filament binding; protein-macromolecule adaptor activity
Source: RefSeq, a predicted model, not a curated record
AGUCGCGAGUUGAGCGUCGCGUAGUGAGGUCAUAUUGUGUCGGUUCGUUUUCAACAUUGCCAAGGUAUUGUUUAUCCUCAUCGAACAACUAAAAAACCAAUUUAUUUCAAUCCUUCCGUGGGACAGCGCUGUGAUUUUUCUAUCGUAAAGGAAAUCCACUCGGAAUAUACAGGAGCCGACGAAUUAACGUUACAAAAGUUGGUGAAACGAGGUGAAGAUCAAAAGCGAAGACGGAAUCGUUACCAGAGUUGCUUCGAUUUUAUACGUAACCUGGACCAAGAUUUCGAGAGCGGUACAUCGAACUGCCCAGGACAAAACACAGAAUUUAAAAUGCAGACGAAUGGUGGUUCGGAAAAUGGGAGCUCCGAAAACGGAGUCGAUCGCACCGGUUGGACGGUGGGCUUGAUAAAUGGUCGUUUCAAGUACCUGACAGCGGAGACCUUCGGUUUUAAGAUAAACGCGAACGGAGCAAGUCUAAAGAAGAAGCAACUGUGGACCCUGGAGGGCAGUGAGCACCAGGUAUUUCUGCGUUCGCAUCUAGACCGUUACUUGGCCGUUGAUCAGUUUGGCAACGUCACCUGCGAAGCCGAGGACACUGCCGAUCCUGGAUGCGCAUUUCAGAUCCAGGUCGCAGCUGACGGAAACGGUAGGUGGGCUCUGAAGAAUAUUCAGAGAGGCUACUUCCUGGGAUCAAGUCAAGACGAGCUGAAAUGCACCGCUAAGGUUCCCGGUGAUGCUGAAUAUUGGCUUGUACACCUGGCUGCGAGACCCCAGGUGAAUUUGAGAUCCGCGGGUCGCAAGCGAUUCGCUCAUUUGAGCGCGGCUCAGGAUGAGAUUCACGUAGACGCCCCUGUUCCAUGGGGCGAGGACACUUUAUUCACCCUUGAAUUCCGCCCCGCUGCAAUGCCCGACGCUGUUGACGGGAAUUCCGACAGCAGACGAGAGGUACGAAGUGAAGCAGGUAUCGGGGGACACUACGCCCUUCACACUUGUAACAACAAGUACUUGGCUCGUGAUGGAAAACUACUCGAUUCUUGCACUCGCGAUUGUCUUUACGCCGCAGAAUUUCACGCUGGAAUGCUCGCUCUCAGAGAUGUAAGCGGUGCGUAUUUGGCACCCAUUGGCAGCAAGGCUGUUCUGAAAUCAAGAUCCAACACCGUAACUCGUGAUGAGUUAUUCUCUCUCGAGGAUUCACUUCCUCAGGCUUCCUUCGUGGCGGCUCUGAAUCAGCGAUACGUUUCCGUGAAGCAGGGAGUUGACGUUACGGCAAAUCAGGAUGAAAUAUCGGGCCACGAAACGUUCCAAUUAGAAUUCGACAGGGCAACGAAAAGAUGGUAUCUUCGAACGAUGCAAGAUCGUUAUUGGACCUUGGAAGCCGGAGGAGGUAUUCAAGCAUCGGAUCACAAGCGAUCGUCGAACGCUCUUUUCGAUCUUGUCUGGCAGCCGGCUGACGGAACUGUCGCUCUUCGGGCAAACAACGGGAAAUUUUUAGCAACCAAAAGGUCUGGACAUCUUUACGCUAAUGCGGAUGCAGCUGGAGACUCGGAAGCCAGCAAAUUUCACUUCUACCUCAUGAACAGACCAGUUUUAGUACUCAGGUGUGAACAGGGCUUCGUUGGUCUUAAGAGUAACGCAAGUCCUAAACUUGAAUGCAAUAAAGCAUCGUACGAAACUAUUCGCGUUGAAAGAUGCGAUCGCGGUAUCGUCCGAUUCAAAGGUCAGAACGGUAAAUAUUGGCACGCGGACAGUGAGGGUGUAACAUCCGACGCAGAUGUUCCAGCAGAUGGUUUUUAUCUCGAAUUACGAGAACCUUCACGUAUUUGCAUUAAAUCAACCGAUGGCAGAUACCUUUCAGCUGGUAAGAACGGAGUGUUCCGUCUUGGGGAUACGGAUUACGAGUCAGCGACAAAAUGGGAAUUCUAAACAACAAAAAAGAAAAAGGAGAAAAAGACGAUGAAGAAGAAGCAUAACGCAAUCAGCAUUUGGGUGCACGAUCUGCGCCCCAAUUCCCGCUACGCAACUCUAAACGUUUAUCGCGCAAGUUUACUACUUAAGAUAGAAAGGUAAAAACAAAAAAUAACAAUUAAAAAGAAAUAAUAAUAAUAAUAAAAAACAUGUAUACAUGUGACAACGACAUAUGGAAGAAUAAUAUUGCCCUCAUCUUUUAUAUACGCACAGACUAGCGGGGUAAUAAGACUUUUUUAUAUUCACUACGUAAAAUACACACUUGCGUGUCAUCAUUGGUAAUAUAUAACAUACAAUAGAUACAUGCGGUGACUACGAUUGGCCAAUCUCCUUUGAUGUAUUAAUCAAGUCUAUUGAAUCUGGUACGUAGCGAUUCAUUCAUUAUGAGAUCAAGGAGAUCGAUCAUGACCGUACACGGGUGUAUAAUAACUAAAUAUUUGUAAUGCUUGGUGAAAUUGAACAUAUACAUAUACAUAAAGGCCUGGUUUUUGUAAUUGCUUCACAAUCAGCAGUAGCAGCAGCAGCAGCAGCAAAUAUAUAAUUAUAUGCAUAUGGACGUACAUUUUAUAAGUAUAAUAUAUAUAUAUCAUGCAGAUCAAUGCACCGCGUGUUCCUCUCUAAUAAUAGCUGCAAUCUCCGAAUACGUAUAUUAUUUAUAUUAUUAUGUAGUAUGUGAUUAUUGCAGUCCGCGACCGAUAAAACCAAGAAUAGGGAGAGAAAUAGAGAGAUGAACAAAAAACCAUACUUACAAAAACAGCACCAACACAAUUUUUUAUACUUUUCUACGCGCCCUUAUCGCGAUCGUAUAUGUAUGAACAUACAUACCUAUGUAUAUUGAAAUAAAAUUAUGUAUAUCUAUGCAUAUUCGGUACAGUUGUCAAAAUAGAUUAAGAAUUUGACAAUAUACAUGGAAGUACAUUACAUACCUAUUAAAAAAGGAAGGCAAAACCAACCAAAAAAAAAAUAGGAAAUACAUUUUGAGAUUUGAUAAAAUUUAUAUUAAAAAAAAAAAAAAAAAAAAAAAAAAAAAA